Acanthoscelides obtectus is the source of this 159-nucleotide messenger RNA. NCBI's taxonomy places the organism in Eukaryota, Metazoa, Arthropoda, Insecta, Coleoptera, Chrysomelidae. The record is from the annotation of a GenBank genome assembly.
ACAAUCGAAGUAGCUACAGUGAAAGAAGAAAGGAAGCAAAAAGAAUAUGCAGGCGUGAAAAGAGAAAGUACAUGGACAGCUACCUUGACAAAAUUGAAGACCACUGUUAAUAAGGAAGUCAGAAACCUCUACCAGAAGGUCAAAAGAUCCCGAAAGAAA